Molecule: messenger RNA, 612 nt
Organism: Erythranthe guttata (spotted monkey flower)
Lineage: Eukaryota; Viridiplantae; Streptophyta; Magnoliopsida; Lamiales; Phrymaceae
Product: metallothionein-like protein type 2 B
Molecular function (GO): metal ion binding
Source: RefSeq, a predicted model, not a curated record
CUUUGUAAUCGUUCAUCUCUUAAAUCAUUCUCCGACUCUCUGUAAUCAAAUAUUUCCCCCAAUUAAUUCUAAAUCUUCUUCCUUAAGAAAAUGUCUUGCUGUGGCGGUAACUGUGGAUGCGGAUCUAGCUGCGGUUGCGGCAAUGGCUGCUCCGGGUGCAAGAUGUACCCUGAUUUGAGCUACACGGAGGCGACCGCCCCCACUGUGACCGCCGUCCUCGGCGUUGCCCCUCAGACACAUUUUGGGGUAGCGGAGUCUGUUGAGGGCGGAUCGGAGAAUGGAUGCAAGUGCGGUGACAACUGCACCUGCAAUCCAUGCAAUUGCAAGUGAGUAGGGCAUGGUUUUGAAGCUAAGCAGAGAUGAAGAAGGAGAAGGGUGAUUAAUUAGUGUUUACUAUUAAUGUUAUUUAGUAAUAACUUUGUGCGUGUCGUAAUUAAGGGGCCUAAUUUUAUGUGACGUCAUCAUCAUCGCGAUGACGAUGGUUCUAAUUUAAUUUGUGCCCCCCUCUCGUUGUAAUAAAAGUUCUGUGUCUGGUGGGUUACCAUCUCUGCUGGUGGUUGGAGUCUGUUGUAUUAUUAAUUCAAGUUAAUGGAAGCUCCCCUUCUUCUUUGA